AUGAGUAUAGCUGCAUAUGCGUAUGAAGCUGACAGAGCUAAACGUUUAUAUUUUGGUCAAUACUCUCUCACACUUACUGACAAAUAUAUUGUUAUCACUGAUGGAAAUACUGAGAAAUACAUAACAUGGAAGGACUAUGAAAAGUUUGACCCUAUUUUAACUCCAUGUACUAUGCCGUUUAUAAAGGACGGUGAAAUUAUUGAAAAAGAUAAUACAACCGUAUAUAGGUCUGUUUAUGAAGCAUUAGAAUAUAUGUUGAAUCAUAAUCCAAAAAGAUUUGACCCAAGCACUACACCAUGUGCAAUGCCUUUUAUUAAGGACGGUGAAAUCGUAAGAGUUCCGGAUUCAACGGUUUACACAGCUGUUCAAAACAGUUUACAAAACAUUUUAGCGAAUAUCUUUAAUUCAGAAACUACAGAAAUAAAAUUACCGUAUAUAACAGAUGCUAAAGAAAUUAAGGAUACCCUUACAUUGCGUAGUUAG
This is a messenger RNA of Trichomonas vaginalis G3, 483 nucleotides long. RefSeq names its product organellar and viral DNA polymerase type B. The coding region runs from base 1 to 483 and encodes 160 amino acids. NCBI's taxonomy places the organism in Eukaryota, Parabasalia, Trichomonadida, Trichomonadidae. The transcript has a single exon. The record is from RefSeq and is a predicted model, not a curated record.